Molecule: messenger RNA, 4765 nt
Organism: Phalacrocorax carbo (great cormorant)
Lineage: Eukaryota; Metazoa; Chordata; Aves; Suliformes; Phalacrocoracidae
Source: RefSeq, a predicted model, not a curated record
CCGCCCUCCCCGCUGCCGCCGCCGCCGCCGCCGCCGCUUCACCCGGCGGCGGGCAAACAGCGAGAUGAGAAAAAAACGGCUCUGAGCAAAGUGUUUAUUCAGGUGCGGGAUGAGGGCAUCUAUUCACCGAAGUAUUCUGAGAUCCCCAGCAGCAGCAGCACCGCGAAUUUGCGUGCCUUUUCACCUUUCAUUCUUCAGAAAUCAAGGUUGGCUGUUGCUGUGGCAAAGCAGCUCCUGCAAGGAGGAGAACACUUCUCUCUCCAUGGCUUUAUCUGAGCGCUUAUCAAAGAAUACUUACAUAGAGACCUGGGAGAUUUGAUUUAUUUCCAUUUUCCCAACUGCAAAACCGAAGCACUGAAAAUCACUGUAACUUAAAUUCAGAUAUUGGCAAGAAAUUGAAAUAGAUUCUCUGAAGCUUGAUGGCCAUUUUACUGUUUCGUGUGCUGGCAUCGUUCUGUCCCAGAGGUUUCUGUAUGGUUUCCCAAGCUUUAUUACUGGCCAGUUUACCUGAGUGUGGUGGGUUGACUUUGGGUGGCCGCCAGACCCCCAGCCAGCUGCUCUCGCACUCCUUCCUCAGCAGGACAGGGGCAGAAAAUGAGAUAAAAACCUUGUUGGUUGAGAUAAAGACAGGGAGAUCACCUACAAAUUGCCAUCACAGGCAAAACAGAUGCAACUUGGAGAAGAUUAAUUUAUUGCUAAUUAAAAGAAUUAGAGUAGAAUGGUGAGAAACAAAGUUUAAAACUAAAACACCUUAGAAUCAUAGAAACAUAGUAUGGUCUGGGUUGGAAGGGGACCUUUAAAGGUCACCUAGUCCAACCCCCCUGCAGAGAGCAGGGACAUCUUCACCUAGACCAGGUUGCUCAGAGCCCCGUCCAGCCUGACCUUGAAUGUUGCUAGGAAUGGGGCAUCUACUGCCUCUCUGGGCAACCUGUGCCAGUGUUUCACCACCUCAUAGUAAAAAAUCUCUUCCUUAUAUCCAGUCUAAAUCCACCUUCCUUUAGUUUAAAAUCAUUACCCUUCCCCCCUACUUCCCAGGCUCCCCCUCCUCUGCCCCCAAGCAGUGUAGGAGGGUGGGGAAUGGAGGCUGAGGGCAGGACAUGACAGCUCUCUGCUGCUCCUUCCUCUUCAUGCUCCUCGCCUGCUCCAGUGUGGGGUCCAUGCCACGGGGUGCAGUUCUUCACAAACUGCUCCAGUGGGGGUCCCUCCCACAUGCUGCAUUUGUUCAUGAGCUGCUGCAGCGUGGGUCUUCUCUGUGGGCUGCAGUCCUUCAGGAUAAACCUGCUCCACCAUGGGUCCCUCUCCAUGGGUUGCAGGUCCUGCUGGAAGAUCUGCUCCUGCCUGGGCUCUCCACAAGCUGCAGCUCCCUUCAGGGCACCUCCACCUGCUCCAGCAUGGGGUUCCCUGUGGGCUGCAGCAUGGAUAUCUGCUCCACCAUGGUACAGCAUGGGCUGCAGGGGGACAGCCUCCCUCACCAUGGCCUUCUCCAUGGGAAUCUCUGCUCUGGCACCUGGAGCACCUCUCCCCCUCCUUGUCUCACCUUGGUGUCUGCAAGGCUGUUUCUUGCACUUUUCCUCCUUCGUGCCUCUGUCUUAUGCACUGCUGUGCAGCCUUUUCUGUCCUUUCUUAAAUAAGUUUUCCCUGAGGUGCCACCACCUUGACUGAGAGGCUCAGCCAUGUGCUGCAGUGGGGCCGCUGGAGCCAGAUGGAACCAGCCCUGCCCAGCAUGGGGCAGCCCCGGCCCCUCCUCACAAGGGCUGCCCUGGAGCCCCCUGCUGCCAGCACCUGGGCACAUAAACCUAAUACACUAAGAUACUGUUGUAAUAAAAGAUUUAAAAGCUAGUGUAAAUCAUUUUAAAAGGAGAUAAUGUAAAAAUUUUGUACUCAGUGUCUAUUUUUUUUGUCAUUUGUUAAUAGCUUUUGUUCUUUGCUAAGUUGCAGUGGUUCUCAAGCUUUUCAUCAGAAUAUUUCAGUUAUCCUACAAUUUUACAAUGUUAGCAGAAACUGAGAUAGGGAAAUUGUUCCAUCUGUCAGCACGUCCAAGAAGGUAAAUUGCUAGGAGGCUGAUGCUCCAAUUGAAGUUUCCAAUUUGAAGAAGAGCUUUUAAAGAGGAGUAAUACAAUUUGUAUAGUCUCUUUCUACAGUAUUUAGAUCAGAGAUAAAUUUCCGUUUUCUUUUAUAUAUGCAGGUAGUUAUUCGACGGCUUCCUCCUUGUCUUACUAAGGAGCAACUGGAGGAACAGCUACAUCCUCUACCUGCCCAUGAUUAUUUUGAGUUUUGCACUGCUGAUCCCAGCCUUUAUCCUCAUCUCUACUCAAGAGCAUACAUUAACUUUAGAAAUCCUGAGGACAUCCUUCUUUUUAGAGAUCGCUUUGAUGGCUAUGUCUUCAUUGAUAAUAAAGGUUUGGAGUAUCCUGCAGUGGUUGAAUUUGCUCCAUUCCAGAAGAUUUCAAAAAAGAAGCUGAAGAAGAAAGAUGCCAAAGCUGGGAGCAUUGAAGAUGAUCCAGAAUAUAGGAAAUUUUUAGAGAGUUAUUGUGCUGAUGAAGAGAAAAUCUGUGCCAAUCCUGAGAUUCUUUUGGGAGAGAUUGAGGCCAAAACAAGGGAACUCAUUGCUAGAAGAACAACACCCCUUUUGGAAUAUAUUAAAAAUAGAAAAUUAGAAAAGCAGAGAAUACGAGAGGAGAAAAGAGAAGAACGGAGGCGGAGAGAAUUGGAGAAGAAACGUCUGCGGGAGGAAGAGAAAAGGAAGCGCAGAGAAGAAGAAAGACGUAAAAGAAAAGAAGUGGAGAAGCAAAAGAAGAUUUCUGAAAAAGAAAUAAGGAUCAAGCUUCUCAAGAAGCCUGAAAAAGGAGAUGAACUGGCCAGUGAAAAGCACAAAGAAAAAGGUGAAGAAGCUGACACUGAAGAAAACAAAUGGGAUAAAUCACCUGGAUCUGGGAGUAUAAAAUCCAAAUCAUUGGAGGCUUCACUGAAAGAACUUAAGGAAAAGUCACAAAAUGAUAGUGACAAAGAGCAAAGAGAUUUGGAGAGAAGAUUUCGAGACAAAGAACCCGAAAGACAAAGGUAUCGAUUGGAUGAUGGCAGAAAGCAUAGAGCUCACUAUGAGUUUGACAAGUUUGUGAGAAGGAAUGAAGAAGAGCUGAAGUGGGGGAAAGGAUACAACCAAGACAGAGGAAAGAAAGGGAACUACAACUACAGCUUCACUGUGGAGGCAGUAGACAAACUGGGUAAAGAGGACAAGUGUGAUGACAUGGCAUCCAAAAAGGAGCGCAUAAGAAAUAAGGAUCGCCCAGCCAUGCAGUUAUACCAGCCAGGAGCUCGCACUCGAACACAUACGGGAUCUACAAGUAAAACCUAUGACUGCAGUGGGAAAUCCUUCGAAGAUGCUCUUGAUAAGAAGUAUGAGGCAGAUAAUUCAGCUGGAGGUGGUUCUGAGAAGAGCGAAGAAGCAGAAUAAGACAAACAGGAGAAAAGACUUGUGUAAAGGAAUGAACUUAAGAUUCAGUGUCAUCACAAAAAAUCCACAGGGCUGUUUCAGAACUCCACAGGCGACUGCACCAACAAAAUUAUAGUAGCUCUGCCUCGUACCUUCCAUAAAAUAAAGGGAAGAGUGGCUGGAGAUCUGUAAAGUAUCUUACAGCAAAGGAAUAUAGUUGCUUUUUUACAAAAAGCAGAGCAAACACUAUUUGCCUAAUUGAAAAGCAGUUCGAUAUUUUAUUAGAUUUACCUUGAAAUAGAAAACCUCUAAUAGUUUUAAAGGAGUAUUUAUAUAAGACUUUUCAGAAGCUAUUUCACCUUUUCAAGUCGAAAGAGAUGAAAUGUAGAUUCGCAUCAGUUUGAAAUCUGAGGCACUUUAAAUAUAUUCGGUGCAUGACACGAGGGUCACGGGACCCCUUCCUGCAAACGGCAGUGGCGGGGGCCGCUGCUGCGGGGAGCUGCAGCCAGGCUCGGUGGGACUGGCCCUGGGAGGAAGCUCCGGAGCCAGGAGUGUUUGCAGGAGGAGGCCUGCAGUUUGCACAGUUGUGAGAAAUGUCUGUUGGUGUCUGUACCUCAACGUGUUUACAUUGUUUUUCAAUUAACUAUAGUGUCGGAUAAGUGUUAGUAAAGCUACAAGUAUGUUGUUGGGGAGUUUAUAAUUUUCUGAGCCACUUUUGCCUUUUUUGUUUUAAUAGGUUCCUGUGCUUAAAGCAGAAGAAAGCUAACGCAAACCUCAGCACUUAAACGAUAUCUCUGGUUUUAAUAAAUCAGCUGUUUUUUAUGUUUUUGACACUGACUUGUAAAAAAAAAAAAGUGGUUGUACAGCAAUGACUUUUUAUAUGCUAAUGUUUCAUAUAAGUUGCGGUUACAGGAUUUGGGCAAGGUAUGACACAUGACCGUUCUGCAGUUCUCUUUUUGUUAAAAAAAUAAACACACAUGAAUGUCAAAUUCAAACUACCGUUUCGUAAGAUCCAGGCCAAAUUCUGCCCUCUGAUGCAGGCACAUAUAUAUAUGUGUGUGUGUAUAUGUCUCUCUUCCAUUGGUUUCAAUGAUAGUCACGUGUCUACAGAGGGGCAGAACACGUUCAUUUAUCUUUCACAGCUGAAACUUUCUCAGUCACCUGAAACUGAGACCUGCUUUGUCACUGAAGUUAAAUAGUAAGAUAUUAAUUUAUUUUUACAUCCUCUUUGAACGUUUUAUUAUUAUGCAUAACAUCUAGUUGUUCUAGACUGAAAAAUUAUUUAUUGUAUUUUCCCAGGUAUUAAGCAUUAAAUAGAAUAAAAGCAAAAAG